Salvia splendens (bonfire salvia) is the source of this 2806-nucleotide messenger RNA. Its product is annotated as protein BASIC PENTACYSTEINE6. The record is from RefSeq and is a predicted model, not a curated record. The coding region runs from base 1623 to 2531 and encodes 302 amino acids. NCBI's taxonomy places the organism in Eukaryota, Viridiplantae, Streptophyta, Magnoliopsida, Lamiales, Lamiaceae. Gene Ontology annotation, biological process: response to ethylene. Gene Ontology annotation, molecular function: DNA-binding transcription factor activity; sequence-specific DNA binding. The transcript is spliced from 2 exons. Gene Ontology annotation, cellular component: nucleus.
UGGCAACCGGCAGGGAAUGGGAUGAUCAAAUUCAGUGUUGGAUUUUUGCAAUUCUUGACUUGUGAUUGAAUCGGAAGAAAAUGGUCAUCGGCGUCCUAAUCCAACGGCUAAGCAGGCAGCAUCACAGCCGUCCAUUUCCCUUUCCCAAAUUUCCCACUGUCCCAUUCAUUACUCAUGCCACAGUUGCCCAAAUUCCAUCGCGGGAUGAAUGGCGUAAUGAUUCUAGUGUUGUAGACUAGUGAUGAAAAUGAGGAAACACAAAAGUGCGUGUGUUCGUGGCUGUUGCACAAUUAUUCCCCAUUUCAUUCCUUGCUCUCUUUUAUUUUAGGGUUUCGGCUCUCCCCUAGUAACCUCUGCGUUUUCUUACUGAAUUCCGUAUAAAUGUUGUCUUCAUCUCUAUUUCGCGUUGCUCUUGCCUUUAGUUGCUGAAUUUUAGUGCGUUCGCUUUGGUUGAUUUGUGUGAAUUGGGUUUCCAGUUUGUCUGCUGUUUCUUAAAGUGAAUUACUUUGUGUGCUCCAUUUAGCUGAAAAUUGAGGUUGAGUUCGUUUUUAUGUUUGAUAAUUUACCAUCUACUUUUCGUCAUUAAAUAUUCAAAUUAUCAAGUGUUAUUGAUUCAGAUGUGUUGAAAUAGCAUGAUAUUCUACUUGAUCUGAGUGGCUGCCAAACAUCAGAAACUGAAGCCAAUCGAUAUUUAACAAAUAUUACUGUGUUUUAGACUUCAUUAUCUAAGCUGAGCUUCACAUUGUGUAUUUUUUUUUUUUUUUUUUUUUUGAGAGAGAGAGAAUGUGAAGAAAAGUUGCAUUUGCUUUAUAAGUAGUUGCCUUGCUAUGGUUGGAGAUUCUUUCAUUCCACCAGUGUCUUUUCUUUGGAUAGUAAGCUUGAGGUUUGCAUCACAGGUGUACUUUUAUAAAACGAUGAUCUCGGCCUUGUAAAUGUUUUGAUGUAAAAUGUUGCCUAAAUCUGCAUAAUGCAAGCUAUUGCUAACAAAAAUGUGUGGGUUGAAACUUGAAGCUAAAAUCAUCUAUGCUUACACUUCAAAAUCAAGAGUGGUCUGUAUAUUAUUGUAAACUUAUAUUAGUACUAGUUAGUUUACAAAAUUAUAUUCAAAAGCAGAAUGAUCAGUACUUCAUGGAAACAGAAACUUUUUAGUAGAUUGAAUUCAAUCAAGUCUUCGGUUUGAUCUGUGAAGUUCAUUGUUUCAACAGUUUAGCAGUAUGGAAGAUGGUUCUGGGAGUAAAUGAUUAUUGUGUUGGUUACAAAUAUGAUAUGAUUGACUUGUAUAUCAGCUGUGUAAAGUCACCAAGUGAUGCUUUUCGAAAUUCUAUGCUCCAGGAGCUGAAUUAUUACAAGUGAUUACAUGCUUUGUGUCUCUGAAUCAUGUCCCUAUCUGGUAUUUGGUUAAGUUAUUCCGUGUAACACUGGCGACUCUUACUGUAAAUAUAUGCUUCUUGUUCAUAUGUGGCAUUGCACCGGCAACUCUUACAUAUCAAUUUCAAAGUAUUUCCCCUUGGAGCAAUUACGCUAGUUUGAUUUGUGUGACAAUCUUCUUUCCUUCAGGUUGCAUGGUUUAGCGGGCUUUAGUUGGCGUUCGUACUAGCAGAUUCUUUUGCUGUGGAUCUUAGAUGGACAAUAGUGGGCACCACGAAAAUGGAAGGCAUAAAGCACCUCAGCAGGGCCAGUGGUUGAUGCAUCAUCAGCCAUCAAUGAAGCAGAUAAUGGCCAUUAUGACUGAAAGAGAUGCUGCAAUCCAGGAAAAAAAUCUUGCGAUUUCUGAAAAAAAGGCGGCCUUAGCAGAGAGGGACAUGGCUAUUAUGCAGAGGGAUGCAGCGAUAGCUGAACGAAAUAAUGCCAUAAUGGAACGAGACAGCGCUAUUGCUACUCUUCAGUAUCGAGAAAAUGCCAUCAACAACAACGGCAAUAUAUCCCCUUGUCCGCCCGGAUGCCAAAUUCCCCGCGGAGUGAAACAUAUGCAUCAUCCUCAGCAUCAGCACGUACAUCACCAACCUCACAUGGUUGAAGCCCCGUACACGAGCAGGGAAAUCCAGAUACCCGAUGCGGUUCCAGUUUCUCCAGAGCCUGCAAAGCCCAGUCGUACAAAACGUGUUAAGGAGGCGAAACAAGCUGCACCUGCAAGGAAGGCUCCAAAGCCAACGAAAAAAAUUAAACAGGAAGAGGAUGAUUUCACUAAAUCUGAGUGGAAGGAUCAAGAUCUUGGUUUGAACCAGGUUGCCUUUGAUGAGUCGACCAUGCCCGUGCCAGUCUGUUCAUGCACUGGGGUCCUAAGGCCGUGCUACAAAUGGGGCAACGGUGGGUGGCAGUCACCCUGCUGCACAACCAAUUUGUCGAUGUAUCCACUCCCAGCUGUGCCUAACAAGCGACACGCCCGAGUUGGUGGCAGGAAGAUGAGUGGAAGUGCGUUCAACAAGCUACUUGGUCGACUUGCUGCUGAGGGGAUUGAUCUUUCCAACCCGGUUGAUCUCAAAGAACACUGGGCAAAGCACGGGACAAACCGCUACAUCACCAUCAAGUAAGUAUUCUUAAGAAGGAUUAAAAGGGAUUUCUCAAAAUGCUGCGCAUCAUCACCAUCAAUGCUGGAGAGGAGUAUUAAAUAACUGGCUUAGGUAAAUAGGAAGGUGUGCUACAGUUGGUGAAAGAUUGAUGAUGCUUAUCGUGCUCGCCCAGUUCUCGUUGUGUAAUAAUUUGUAUGAGAAUGUUGAUGAGAGAUGGUAGAAGGGAUGUAAUUGUAAAGCAAGGAUUUAUGAAAAUGAUGCCUUAUUGUAUCAAAUCUAAGAGCAUUUCAUGAUGA